Molecule: messenger RNA, 932 nt
Organism: Fundulus heteroclitus (mummichog)
Lineage: Eukaryota; Metazoa; Chordata; Actinopteri; Cyprinodontiformes; Fundulidae
Product: G-protein coupled receptor 4-like
Exons: 3
Coding region: 1-789 (262 amino acids)
Biological process (GO): positive regulation of Rho protein signal transduction; phospholipase C-activating G protein-coupled receptor signaling pathway
Cellular component (GO): membrane
Molecular function (GO): G protein-coupled receptor activity
Source: RefSeq, a predicted model, not a curated record
AUGGACUGGAUCACCAUGGGCAUUGGACUUCCUUUGACUCUAACAGUGAUAGUUGCAAUUUUUCUUCAGGUGAAAAAGGAUCAGGGUGCCCCGGUCUACGUCAUCAACCUUCUCUUUUCUGAUCUCAUUCAGUUCUGUGCAAGAAUUACAGGUUUAUUUAGGCCUCGUAUUGCCAGUGGUAUCAUCGAUUUUGGUUUAAUGGCCAGUGUUGGAUUCAUGGUCUGUAUCUCAUUAGAAAGGUAUUUGGUCAUCGCCAAGCCACUGUGGUACAGAUUCAGGAGAAACAUCAAGACAUACGUGGUGGUCUGUGUUGUGGUCUGGACUCUUCCACUGUCAGUGCUGCUAACUGUGUAUCUAACUAGAGAAUAUGAUACUGCUAAGAUUUUUUAUCAAACCAUCGUACCUAGUUUAGCCCUUCUGCCCUUUCCCCUCUUCAUCUUCUUCUUGGUAGGGACUAUUAAAGCUCUGUCUGCAGCCCUCAGUGUCCCAGCAGAAGAAAAAAGACGAAUCGUAGCCAUUCAGGUUGUGGUGCUGCUAAUUUACUCUCUGCUUUUCCUGCCCAUCAUUAGUAAGCUCCUGUCAAAGGAAUUUAAAUUAAUUCAUUAUCUUCUGUUCUUAGCUGGUAUUUAUCUUAGUCCCCUUGCAGACCCAACUCUGUAUUUGUUAACUCGGAAAAGCUUCCUGGAUACGUUUCUGGCUUCACUCUGUUCUUGUAAAGCAUCAGACAAUCAGGAGAUGAGCAGCAAGGAUACUGAAAGCACGACUGCUCCACAUACUGAGACUGUUUAGGGUUUAAUAUCUGGAGCCUCCACAACAAUCUACUGUAGCUGCUUUUUUUCCUGAAAAACAAUGUGCUUCAUAAUAAUAAUAACUAGUAAAAGCUGUUCCUAGGUAACAGUGAUUGAGAACGCUAAUCUGCAGAAUGAUUUGAG